CUCACUCAUCACCGCAUUUAUUCUCUACUCUUCGGUCGAUUAACGAACUAGAUUUUAACUAAAUCAAGUUCAAUCGUAUCUUUAACUCAGUCAAGCUCUAUCUUGCUAACAGCAAUUGCAUCAACCAUCUGAAAAUGCAACCCACCUGGUUGCUUCUUCUUUCAUUUUUAGGUUUCCUCUCCCUCCUCAAUCACACCAUCUCCCUUCUCAAAUGGGUGUUCACCACAUUUUUCAGAGCCCCCAUGAACCUCAACAAGUACGGCUCAUGGGCGCUCGUCACUGGAGCGACUGAUGGCAUAGGGAAAGCCUUUGCAUGCCAACUAGCCCGCCAAGGCCUUAACUUAAUUCUAGUCAGUAGAAACUCAAACAAGCUGAAAACAGUUUCGACUGAAAUCCAAGCAGAAUGUCCCCAUAUCAAGAUCAAGGUUGUGGGCCAUGAUUUCUCCAGCGAUGUCUCAACCGGUGUCAAGUUGAUAAAAGAGGCAGUGGAAGAGGUGGAAGUUGGUGUGUUGAUCAACAAUGUGGGGAUAACGUACCCGGUAGCCAUGUAUUUCCAUGAGGUGGAUGAGCAAGUGUGGAAGGAAAUUGUUAGGGUGAAUUUGGAGGGGGCGACUUGGGUUACCAGAGCUGUGCUACCUGGAAUGCUAAACAGGAAGCGUGGUGCGAUUGUCAAUAUUGGGUCUGGAGCUUCCAUUGUUGUGCCUUCACAUCCUCUCUACACGAUCUAUGCUGCUACAAAAGCCUAUAUUGAUCAAUUAUCGAGAUCUCUUUAUGUGGAAUACAAGCUAUAUGGGAUUGACGUUCAAUGCCAGGUGCCGCUAUACGUGGCAACAAAUUUAGCAUCCAAAGUAGCAUUAAUUGAAAAAUCAUCCUUGUUCGUGCCAUCGCCGGAACAAUAUGCGGAAGCGGGGAUCCGCCAGAUAGGGUACGAACCACGGUGCACGCCCUAUUGGUCUCACUUCAUUCAAUGGUGUUUCGUGCGCUUGUUACCUGAUGCACUUAUUGAUGCUUGGCGUCUCUCUAUUGGCCUCCGUAGGAGGGCAGAGCUUGUAGCAUAA
Molecule: messenger RNA, 1058 nt
Organism: Durio zibethinus
Lineage: Eukaryota; Viridiplantae; Streptophyta; Magnoliopsida; Malvales; Malvaceae
Product: very-long-chain 3-oxoacyl-CoA reductase-like protein At1g24470
Cellular component (GO): endoplasmic reticulum
Molecular function (GO): ketoreductase activity
Source: RefSeq, a predicted model, not a curated record